UGGGUUGGGAUGGUCAGCUUCUUCCCUCCGGAUACCUGCUGGAAUCGGGAAAGCGGGCACCGCUCUUAACCCUCACAUUCCCUGGAGGUGGAGAGAGAGGCGCCCCACUGGCCUGGAGCCCAGCAGGCCCGGAUACAGUUGGGCGAAUGAGGUGACCAUGGCCUUGCUGGGGAAGCACUGUGACAUCCCCACCAACGGCUGCGGGUCUGAGCGCUGGAACUCCACCUUCACCCGCAAAGACGAGCUCAUCAACAGCCUGGUGUCUGCCUUAGACUCCAUGUGCUCGGCGCUCUCCAAGCUGAACACAGAGGUGGCCUGCGUGGCGGUGCACAAUGAGAGUGUCUUCGUGAUGGGCACCGAGAAGGGACGGCUGUUUCUGAACACGCGGAAGGAGCUGCAGUCAGACUUCCUCAGGUUCUGCCGUGGACCCCUAUGGAAGGAUCCAGAAGCAGGACACCCUAAAAAGGUGCAACGCUGUGAGGGUGGUGGCCGGAGCAUCCCGCGGUCCUCACUGGAGCAGUGCUCGGAUGUGUACCUGCUGCAGAAGAUGGUAGAGGAAGUGUUUGAUGUUCUUUAUAGUGAGGCUAUGGGCAGGGCCAGCGUGGUACCUUUGCCCUAUGAGAGGCUGCUCAGGGAGCCAGGGCUACUGGCUGUACAGGGACUGCCCGAGGGCCUGGCCUUCCGGAGGCCAGCCGAGUAUGACCCCAAGGCACUCAUGGCCAUUUUGGAGCACAGCCACCGAAUACGGUUUAAGCUCAGGAGGCCUCCUGAUGAUGGUGGGCGGGACUCAAAGGCACUGGUGGAGAUGAACGGUAUCUCCCUGCUACCCAAGGGAUCCCGAGACUGCGGUCUGCAUGGCCAGGCCUCCAAGGUCACUCCCCAGGACCUGCCCCCCACCGCCACCCCAGCCUCCGUGGCCAACUUCCUGUAUAGCACUUCGAUGCCCAACCACACCAUCCGGGAACUGAAGCAAGAGGCGCCCACCUGCCCGUUGACCCCCAGCGACCUGGGCUUGGGCUGGCCUGUGCCUGAGCCCCAGGUCCCCAGUGCCCAAGAUUUCUCCGACUGCUGUGGACAGAAGCCCGCAGGACCUGCUGGGCCUCUCAUCCAGAAUGUCCAUGCUUCCAAGCGUAUCCUCUUCUCCAUUGUCCAUGACAAGUCAGAGAAGUGGGACGUCUUCAUCAAGGAGAUGGAGGACAUCAACACACUGCGAGAGUGCGUGCAGAUCCUGUUUAACAGCAGAUACGCGGAAGCCCUGGGCCUGGACCACAUGGUCCCUGUCCCCUAUAGGAAGAUUGCCUGUGACCCCGAAGCUGUGGAAAUUGUGGGCAUCCCGGACAAGAUCCCCUUCAAGCGGCCCUGUACUUAUGGGGUGCCCAAGCUGAAGCGGAUUCUGGAGGAACGACACAGCAUUCACUUCAUAAUCAAGAGGAUGUUUGAUGAACGCAUUUUCACAGGGAACAAGUUUACCAAAGACCCCGUGAAGCUGGAGCCAGCCAGCCCACCAGAAGAUACUUCUACAGAGGUCUGUAGGGACACUAUGCUGGACCUGGCUGGGACUGCUUGGUCAGACAAAAGCAGCGUCUCUGAAGACUGUGGGCCAGGAACCUCAGGAGAGCUAGGAAUGUUGAGGCCCAUCAAAAUUGAGCCAGAGGAGCUGGACAUCAUUCAGGUUACUGUCCCAGACCCUUCACCAACUUUGGAGGAGAUGGCCGACUCACUACCUGGGCAUCUGCCCUCGGAGGAUUCCGGUUAUGGGAUGGAAAUGCCGGCUGAUAACCUAAAGGUGUGCUCUGUAUCAAACCCAAGACCGUGCACGUCCCCGGCAAGCAGUCUCCAACUGACCUCCAUCCCCAGCCCUGUGUGUAUGUACAAAGGCCCCAGUGAGGAGCCAUGGCCAGAAGAGAGGCCGGCAGAAGAAAGCCCUGGUGAUGUGAUCCGGCCCUUGCGGAAGCAGGUGGAGAUGCUGUUCAACACGAAAUAUGCCAAAGCCAUUGGUACCUCGGAACCAGUCAAGGUGCCCUACUCCAAGUUCCUGAUGCACCCUGAGGAGCUGUUCGUCCUGGGACUGCCUGAAGGCAUCACUCUUCGCAGACCCAACUGCUUUGGGAUCGCCAAGCUUCGGAAAAUUCUGGAAGCUAGCAACAACAUCCAGUUUGUCAUCAAGAGACCCGAACUGCUCACUGAUGGUGUCAAAGAGCCUGUUAUGGAUACUCAAGAGAGGGAUUCCUGGGACCGUCUUGUGGACGAGACCCCGAAGAGGCCGGGCCUUCAAGAAAAUUACGACACCAGGCUCUCGCGGAUCGACAUCGCUAACACGCUUAGGGAGCAAGUCCAAGAUCUGUUUAACAAGAAAUACGGUGAAGCCUUGGGCAUCAAAUACCCAGUGCAGGUACCCUACAAACGAAUCAAAAGCAAUCCAGGCUCAGUCAUCAUCGAGGGUCUGCCUCCCGGGAUCCCGUUCCGCAAACCCUGCACCUUUGGCUCCCAGAACCUGGAAAGGAUCCUCUCUGUGGCUGACAAGAUCAAGUUCACAGUCACCAGGCCGUUCCAAGGACUCAUCCCAAAGCCUGAUGAGGAUGACGCCAACAGGCUCGGGGAGAAGGUGAUCCUCAGAGAGCAGGUGAAGGAGCUCUUCAAUGAGAGAUACGGGGAGGCCCUGGGACUGAAUCGGCCUGUGUUGGUCCCUUACAAACUGAUCCGGGACAGCCCAGAUGCCGUGGAGGUGAAAGGCCUCCCGGAUGACAUCCCCUUCCGGAACCCCAACACCUACGACAUCCAUCGGCUGGAGAAGAUCCUGAAGGCCAGGGAGCAUGUACGGAUGGUUAUCAUCAACCAGCUCCAACCUUUUGCAGAAGUCUGCAAUGAUGCCAAGGUGCCAGCCAAAGACAUUCCCAAGCGCAAGAGAAAGCGGGUCUCGGAAGGCAACUCAGUCUCCUCCUCUUCCUCUUCUUCAUCCUCGUCCUCUAACCCAGAGUCUGUGGCAUCCACCAACCAGAUCUCCCUCGUGGUAAAGUCACGCAGAUCCGAAGUUCACCCCAAUUCUGUGUGGCCUGUGCCCCACCCUCGGGCAGGGCCGCCCACAGCUCCAGGAACUGGGAGGCACUGGGCUCUAAGAGGGACUCCGCCAACCUCAGAAGUGCAGGCGCACCCACUUGCUUUGCCCACAAGAUAGACUGAGGGGUCUGUGCGAUCGAUCAGCGCAGUGCUUGAAGUGUGGGUGUUACCAGCGAUGUGUGUAAAUGAGGACGGCAGGAGCCAGAGGGUAGAUGGUCGGUCACAUGACAGAACUGGACCUCCAUCAUCUGUCAGCCAUGUUGCUGAGUUUGGCACUUGCCUGAUUCAAAGGAAAGCCUAUGUAAAGAACUGGGUGUGGUGGCGUAUGCCUAUAGUCCCAAGUACUGGAGAUGGGGAGGAUCAGAGGUUCAAGGCCAGCUUGGGCGAUAUGAGACUCUUGUCU
Molecule: messenger RNA, 3460 nt
Organism: Onychomys torridus (southern grasshopper mouse)
Lineage: Eukaryota; Metazoa; Chordata; Mammalia; Rodentia; Cricetidae
Gene: Gtf2ird1
Product: GTF2I repeat domain containing 1
Exons: 27
Coding region: 158-3175 (1005 amino acids)
Biological process (GO): transcription by RNA polymerase II
Cellular component (GO): nucleus
Molecular function (GO): DNA-binding transcription factor activity
Source: RefSeq, a predicted model, not a curated record